CCACGGGCGGGGAGCUGGGUCACAGGUGUGUGCAGGGGCAGAAUGUGCCAGAAUGUGCCAGAAUGUGCCGGCUCUCACCUUGCCCAGCUGCCGCUGGAGAAAAACAAAGCACAAAGAGGGACCUGAAGUAUCUCCUUCUCGGAAGCCUGAUAAGGGACUGGAGUGGUGGCCAGAGCCGUGGAAUCCAACAAGAGGAACAUUACGUGGCAUGUGGCAUGGGGGACCCCCAGGAGGCCAGGAGGCCUUCAGAAAGGAGUCUCCGGAGGCAGCCCAGCCUUGCAGACCCUGACAUUGGACACGCAGCCCAAGUUCUCCGUCUUUAUCCUGGAGAAAAACUGACGUCAGUGCGAGUUCCCCGGGGGGGACACCAGGGCCUGGGGGGUGGGGGGAGCCGUUGUCUAACGGGCACAGAGCUUCGGUUUUGCAGGAAGUUCUGGAGGAGGACACACAGCAAUGUGAAUACCCUGGGCGUUGCUGAACUGCCCCCUGGGGCAGGGCAAAGACCGCCGGUUAAUUCGGUGUUUGGUGAAGGCCCGGUGCUCCCUGUGUCCUCAGGAGUAAUGCAACUGGACCCCAGGCGACGGACUGGACUCCUGGCUGCCCACGCGGGGCUCUGGGUCACCAGCCAGGAGGCACAUGGCCACCUCGAGGGGGGCGUGCAGCUGCUGGAGGUCAAUGGCAGGGAGGCGCUCUGGAUGACUAAGUCCAGUAGCGUAAGGGAGGACCUCACCAGGAAGCCUUGGAGAGGACGACGGGGGGAGAGGAAGGAUUGUACGGCCGCUUCUCUGGGGCAGCCCCAGCGGCCAGAAGCACAUCAACGCCCACCUCCCACCAUCUCCGGGACGCCCCAUGAAGACUGCAGCACCGGGGAGGUGGGGGCUGGGGACAAGAACGGGUUCACGUGCCUCGGUUCCCCAGCACGCAGCCCAGGCCCAGACUACAGGGAAUGA
Messenger RNA from Neofelis nebulosa (Clouded leopard), 950 nucleotides. RefSeq lists its product as uncharacterized. The transcript has 6 exons. The coding region runs from base 63 to 950 and encodes 295 amino acids. NCBI's taxonomy places the organism in Eukaryota, Metazoa, Chordata, Mammalia, Carnivora, Felidae. The record is from RefSeq and is a predicted model, not a curated record.